CUACUACCUAGUCUUUUAUUAAACAAAUAAUUGAAUUUAGUAUUAAGAAAAUAGGAGUAAAAUCAGCAUAAGUCUACAGAGAAUUGGUUAUUUUAUAUUAAUUCUAUAAUGGUUUUUAAAUGCCAAGAAGAUAGUUUUCUGAAAGAGUUUUCAUCAAAAGUUCUAAAAUGCGAGCCGACAAAGGAGCCAAUAAUUGAAUAUGGAAAAACAUCAAAAUUCGAAGGAUAUCAAGUUUCUCUUGAAAACACUAUCCUAUUCCCUGCCGGGGGCGGUCAGCCACAUGACUUAGGCUGGCUGAAUAAUGUGGAAGUCCUUCAAGUUCUUCGUAAAGGAGAUGAAGCAUUACACUUUACCAAAGAGCCUCUAGAAGUAGGCACCGUUGUGGCUCAGAAGAUCAACUGGGAGAGGAGGUUUGACCAUAUGCAGCAGCAUUCAGGUCAGCAUCUUCUGUCAGCAAUCCUAGAGAAGGAGCAUAAUCUACCAACAACCUCUUGGUGGUUAGGUGCCGAUGAGAGCUAUGUGGAGUUGGAUUCCACUAAGGUACCUGAUGAUGUGGUCUCGACGGUCGAGGAGAGGUGCAACCAGCUAAUUCGUGAAGCUAUCCCUGUGGUUGUCAAGUUCUGUAAGAUUGAUGACCCAGAUUUGGAUGAGGCACACACAAGAGGACUGCCUAAAGAUUGUAUGGAAACAAUUAGAAUAAUUUGUAUUGGAAAAGUUGAUGAAAACAUGUGCUGUGGUACCCAUGUCGCUAACCUUAGCCAACUUCAGAUGAUUAAGCUAACUGGCGUAGAACCAGGAAAGAAGGGCAAGACAAACCUGAAGUUUCUAGUCGGGAAUCGCGUUACCAAAACAUUUCAACGCAUGCUGGAUAGAGAAAAGGCAUUGACUGGAUUACUCAAAAAUGAACCCAACAAACACGAGGAACUCGUCCAAAAACUGCAAAAGAACUUUAAGGUCAUUAACAAAAACUUGCAAAAUGUCCUCUUAGAACUAGCACAGUGCGAGGUGGAUAAAAUAAAAAGUAGUCCGAUCAAACCGAAGUUCGUGUUUAUGUUCAAAAAGGAGGCGACUCCCGAAUUUAACCGCGCUAUAUGUAAGGGGUUGGAGGGAGAAGGGUUGUUCGUAUUCUUGGCCUCCGAAGAGCCUGAUAAGCCGAAAGAAGGACAGAUUAUUAUACAAGGACCCGAAGAACAUUGUACUGCUUUAGGGCAACAAAUAACAGACCUUCUAAAAGGCAAAGGCGCUUUCAAAAACGGAAAAUUCCAAGGGAAGGCGGGCGAUCUCGGCGGUGUAAAUAAAUGCAAGAAGUUAAUCGAAGAUUAUUUUAAUAACAUUAACACAUAAAUAAACAGUUGCAGUAAAUAAACGCUUUCUAUUGAUUAUAAUUCGCGGCGUAUGAGUUGAACAAUAAUGGUGGUCGUCCGCGCAGGUCGCGUUUCGUUGCCAUGGUUACGCGCUGUAGGCUAACACCCCCCCCCCCCCCCAUUUCGUACUGCAAUUGAGACCCUAUUUGGCAUUGCAUAUUUUUCAACUUAAACGCCGCGGAUUAUACAUAAUAUUUUUAAAUACCAUACAAAGUACUCUAUAGGGAAAGGUAGACAGAAACCUCCGUAUUUCGAAAUAAAAAAAAUGGGUUACAUUCUUCCUUUGUUCUCACUAGUUCGAUUCAUUAGUUCGAUCGUCGAACUAGUGAGAAUUUCACUUCUACAAUUUACCCAAAGUUUAUAAGGCAUUUCUACAAUAAAGCAGAGUUAUAUUAAAAAAAAA
Messenger RNA from Pectinophora gossypiella (pink bollworm), 1767 nucleotides. RefSeq names its product alanyl-tRNA editing protein Aarsd1. The transcript is spliced from 8 exons. Gene Ontology annotation, molecular function: ATP binding; Ser-tRNA(Ala) deacylase activity; aminoacyl-tRNA ligase activity. The record is from RefSeq and is a predicted model, not a curated record. NCBI's taxonomy places the organism in Eukaryota, Metazoa, Arthropoda, Insecta, Lepidoptera, Gelechiidae. Bases 109 to 1344 code for a protein of 411 amino acids. Gene Ontology annotation, biological process: regulation of translational fidelity; tRNA aminoacylation.